AUGGAGUCGUAUUCAAUUUCUAAUGUUAACUGUUGGUUGACAUCCUGGCCGUUCGGCCAGUCCUUGACCGUGAUCAUUUUGACCGUUUGCGGAAUAUUCCUGACACCUUUCAUUUUAAAGAACUCCGAAAAAGACUUGAACAGGCUUUCAGACGAAGAAUCAUUCAUUCAGAAUAAUUCCAAAAAUGUUAAUGUACGAAAUAAAUCGUAUCGAAUCAUCCAUGUCCCUCACGAACUUGGAUCAAGCGUUCCUAUGAUGGUGUUCAUUCACGGGAACGGUGGACAGGCGGCACAAUGGGAACAUCAAUUAGAAUACUUUUCCUCCGCUGCCAACGUAUUGGCCAUUGAUUUGCUUGGUUGCGGAAAAAGCGAAGUGUCAAACAGACCUGAUGAUUAUAAAACCGAGUCUCUGCUGGACGACCUCGAGGAAUUAUUGAAACUAUUUCCAAGCGAAAACAAAGUCUUGAUUUGCCAUUCGUAUGGUUGUUGCCUGGGCACGUUUUUGUAUCAACGAAUCAAGAAUGACGUUAAAGCCAUGACCCUUAUUUCGGUAAAAGCAAAAAUAACUGAUACGGAAACAAAAAAACUCGGAAUCAUUAAAUUCUUUCCCGAUGCUUUUUUUGAUCUAUUCCGCGCCUUCGAUCGUCGCAAGGGAAUAUACUCCCCUAGCGUUAGUCGCGUAUUACAUAAUGAGGCGAACCCUCUGUUGAGGACCAAGCAGCUUAGGUUGAAUAAGCAAUCAAAGACGUUCGUCUGGAAGAACAUGAUUCUAAGAUCGAAAUGGAUUGUGGAAGAAGAUAUCGCCAAGAUCGAAUGUCCAAUAUUACUAUUGUCAGGGCAAGAUGAUAAAAUCAGCUCCAAGAAUGAUAUGUUGACGGUUCAUGAGUGGUGUAGAUCUAAAGACACUCCUGUACCCGUAGUGAUCCCUCGGGCGGGACACAACUCAAUCAUGGAGAAUCCUGAACUGGUUAAUCGAACAAUAAACAAUUUCCUUAUUAAGGAUUGCGGUCUGAAGACUAUGGACCCGGCCUGGCAGAUUUUGAGUAAAACAAAAGGAGAAAAUAAAUGGUCCAUGAAGAACUAUCAAAAGGUGUGCCAGCGAGAAAAUCAAAUUCAUGUUGUCAGAUGUGUUGACCAUGAGGCUCCUAGUGUACCUCGAAACACGCAAUGGAAACGUGCACCUAUAAUAUCUGAUCGUAAUGUCGAUCAUACCAAGUUCAGGCCUAUGAAGGUCAUGAGACAAAACGAUGAUGAACAUUGUCCUGCAAUACUCAUUGAUCAACAUCCCGAAAUUGGAUUCGUUAUCGACAUAACCAAAGAUCCUCCACCUUAUUGCACGAACGACUUCGAAAAUUCACACAUCACUUACUUUAAACUUAGCACUAUCAGUAAGGUGCCUCCUUCACGCGACGAAACGCGACGGUUCAUACAGGUGGCGAAAGAAGCAUGGAGCAAAAAACCAGACAAACAAAUAGCCGUGCACUGUCAUUAUGGCUUCAACCGCACCGGAUUCAUGAUCUGUUGUUAUAUGAUUGAGGAACUAGGUGUGUCUGUGACCGAUGCCAUCAAAUACUUUGAGGAGGCAAGACAACCUAAAGGAAUCAAGCAUCGACAUUUCAAGGAAGAAUUGUAUUUGCGCUAUGAACCGCCACCUCGUCUGGAUUCGUCCCAUGAAACCCAUUCUGAAAAUUCCUCCGGUUCUGACU
Acaulospora morrowiae is the source of this 1705-nucleotide messenger RNA. NCBI's taxonomy places the organism in Eukaryota, Fungi, Glomeromycota, Glomeromycetes, Diversisporales, Acaulosporaceae. The record is from the annotation of a GenBank genome assembly.